AUGGGCAUCUGUGAGUUAUUAAAAGUGUGUUAUUGUGAGGUAAAAGUAUUAACCAACGGCUUGCGCAAUAACGGUGCAACUAACGGCUUGUGCAAUAACGGUGCAACUAACGGCUUGUGCAAUAACGGUGCAACUAACGGCUUGCGCAAUAACGGUGCAACUAACGGCUUGCGCAAUAACGGUGCAACUAACGGCUUGUGCAAUAACGGUACAACUAACGGCUUGUGCAAUAACGGUGCAACUAACGGCUUGUGCAAUAACGGUGCAACUAACGGCUUGCGCAAUAACGGUGCAACUAACGGCUUGCGCAAUAACGGUGCAACUAACGGCCUGCGCAAAAACGGUGCAACUAACGACCUGCACAAUAACGGUGCAACUAACGACCUGCACAAUAACGGUACAACUAACGGCCUGCGCAAUAACGGUGCAGCUAACGACCUGCACAAUAACGGUACAACUAACGGCCUGCGCAAUAACGGUGCAGCUAACGACCUGCACAAUAACGGUACAACUAACGGCCUGCGCAAUAACGGUGCAACUAACGGCCUGCACAAUAACGGUGCAACUAACGACCUGCACAAUAACGGUGCAAGUAACGACCUGCACAAUAACGGUGCAACUAACGACCUGCACAAUAACGGUGCAAGUAACGACCUGCACAAUAACGGUGCAAGUAACGACCUGCACAAUAACGGUGCAACUAACGGCCGUCAUAAGGCACACGAAAAAGUAUCGCAUUUAUUUUUCUUGCAAUUUUUCCACUGA
This is a messenger RNA of Procambarus clarkii (red swamp crayfish), 765 nucleotides long. Lineage: Eukaryota; Metazoa; Arthropoda; Malacostraca; Decapoda; Cambaridae. The record is from RefSeq and is a predicted model, not a curated record.